Molecule: messenger RNA, 357 nt
Organism: Peronospora matthiolae
Lineage: Eukaryota; Oomycota; Peronosporomycetes; Peronosporales; Peronosporaceae
Source: the annotation of a GenBank genome assembly
AUGAGCGAUCGACAAAACAGCGACAGCUAUGGAGAGGGCAAGUACAACAGCGGUAACCACAUGAGCGACCACCACCACAUCAGCAACAACCACAACGAUAGCAACAACCGCAACUACAACAGCAACAACCACAACAGCAACAGCUACGGAGAGAACGAGUCCGCCAAUCACGACGGCAAGAAUGACAACACCAACGAUGACAAGAACAGCAACAACGACAAGAACGACGACGACACCGAGGACAACAACAGAUACGAAGGUGGCCACCACACCAGCGAUUACCACAAGAGCGGUGGCUAUGGAGAAGCUAGCUACAACGGCGGCCACCACAACAGUGGUAGCUACGAAAAGUUGUAG